Messenger RNA from Linum trigynum, 2901 nucleotides. NCBI's taxonomy places the organism in Eukaryota, Viridiplantae, Streptophyta, Magnoliopsida, Malpighiales, Linaceae. The record is from the annotation of a GenBank genome assembly.
CAUCUACUCAAAGUAUAGUGAAACUGGCUCUCUCCUGCCCGUGGACUAGCUAACACACCAUGUUAGUGAGCCACAUAAAUUCGUGUGUCUUGUUUCAUUUCUUGCUUUGUUGAUCCUCCAAUUUUCCAAUCCGGAGAAACAAUAAUGACAAGUGGUAUCAGAGCGUAGCAGUUGGAAAUCAAGUGAGGGUUUCGAGAUUGAAGAAUGUUAGUGAAUAUGAAGAUCAAAAGGUCACGUGGAAGAACAGUUUCGAUAUAUGGCCGAUCAAGAUACAGGCGCUAUUGAAACAACAAGGGAUGUGGGGACCGUUGUCCAGAAAAUCGAAGAAGACAUGGGUCGAUGACGAUAAGUGGAGUACCCUAGAGGAGAAGGCCAGCUCGACCAUCAUAUUAUUUUUGUUUGAUGAAGUCAGCAUUGAAGUCGUUGUUGAGAAGACUGUUGUUGGCUUGUGGUUGAAGGUGGAAAGUCUGUAUAUGAUAAAGUCCUUAACCAACAAGUUGCAUCUCAAGCAACAAUUAUUCAUAUUGAGGAUGCAAGAAGGUACGCUUUUGAGGAAAAUGCGGAACAACUUAAUUCCAUCUUGUUAGAUUGCGUAACAUCGAUGUCCAUUGAUGAUAAAUAUGCUACCCUAAUCCGACUUGUUUCUUUGCUGAGUUCAUAUGAGAAUUUUAUGGAUUUUUUUAUUGUUGGUAAAUAUAGCUUGUUGUUGGAAGAUGUCAGAUAUGCUCUUCGUAGGAGAGAGAUCACGCAUAAGGCAUUCGGGGUCUAGUAUAGGUGGUGAAGCAUCAGUGUUGGCUGUUACAGGUGGAAAGGGAAAGAAUAAAUCUAGUAGAGGGAAUUCAAACAUGAACUCGAAUUCUAAGGUCCCCGUCCACAGUCAAGCAAUGCAUGUCACAUCUAGAAAGAAGUGCUACAUUGGAAGUACAAUUAUCAAAGAAGAAAAGGGGAAACAGAAGAAUCAAGGGUCAAUUGUCGUGGUAGAAGUAGACAAUAGUUCUGAAGACAAUCUGCCUUGGCUAUAGAUGGGAAGACACAUCGUGGUGAUGUGUGAUUUCUUGAUACUCCAGUCUCAUAUUAUAUGACUCCGACCAAGGAUUGUUUUUCAACCUACGAGCAGAUAGAUGGUGGUGACGUGGUUAGGGCCAAUGGAGCUGUUUGCAAAGAGGUUAGAAUCGGCUCUAUCAAGGUUCGGAAAAAUGAUGGUUCAUUUUGUACCAUGAACGAUAUCAGACUUGUUUCACAAAUAACAAAGAAUCUUAUCUCUUUAAGUCUUCUCGACCACAAGGGUCUCAGUUUCAAGGGAAAUUGUGGAGUUGUGUAUGUCUCCAAAGGUUCAAGGAAAGUAUUGAAAGGCGUGAAGCGUGUCGCCUUGUAUGCAUUAUAAGGGUCUGUGUUGUCAUGUUCUGGUACAAUUGCAUCAUCUCAUGUUCAUCAAGAAGGUAUGACUACUCUCUGGCACAUGAGUCUGGGUCAUAUGAACGGGGAGAUCUUCUUUGCGGGCAGAAGGUGCAGAGUUUGGAAUUCUGUGAGCAUUUUAUGUUUGGGAAACUAUAUCGUAGUAAGUUUCCUAAGAAGAGUAUCCACUGGACGAGACACCGCCAAUAGAUGCAUUAAGCAUCGCCAAUAACCAGGCUUAGCACCUCCCUCCCAGAGAGCUAGGCAUAUAGCCACCAAUCCAAUAUAUAUAGUGCAUGAAAAGGCGCCCUUAUGUUUAAUUUAGGUGAUCACAUAAUCUUUCUUUCGUUAGUGACGUAUCAAAUGUCAGUCAUAAGCAACUAAUAAAUUGUAAAUCAUAUCAUCAUGGUUUCACUAUUUCAUAUAACCAAAUUAUCGCCUUUCGGCUUCCCAUUUCAUAUUCUCCCCUUAUUGGCAACCAAUAAAUUAUAAAUCAUAUCAUCAUGGUUUCACUAUUUCAUAUAAGCAAAUUAUUUCCUUUCGGCUUCCCAUUUCAUAUUCUCCCCUUAUAGGCUUUCCAUUCCAUAUUCUCUUCUUAUAUGCUACCAAUUCGAUGUUCUCACCUCAUAGGCUUCCCAUUUACUAUUUAAUCGCAUUUAUAAGCUAUUCCAAAUCACACAAUCGCCUCACGGCUUUUCAAUACCAUAUUAUAACAUGUUAACCUAUCCCAAAUUAUGUCACAUCCAUAAAUACUAUCCAAUACCAUAUCAUCACGUACCAUAUACCCCUAAUACCAUAUCAUCACGUACCAUAUACCCCUUAUUAGAAUUUUAUAACUACCAAUCACAAAAUCAACUCAUUAUUACAAAUCAUUCCAUUUCCUUAUAACAAAGCAUUACCGAAUCAAAUUUCAAUUCCAUCACAUUCCAUAACUCCUUUAUGUCAUUCAUCACAUCAUAUAAGCAAUCCAUUCAUCACACUAUCCGAAUAUCAUCCUUAAUCCCAUCUCCCGUAAUCCUAUAAAUCGUAUUCGGACCGCUUCAUGGCCCGAAUAUCAUAUUCAUAUGGUUAAUAGGUUAGAAUUUACUCGCUGUUUGAUCGCUGAUUCGCAAGUCCUUUGCCCUUUGAGGACUCUAGGCUUGAUUCUUCCCUUUUAUCAACAUUAUAAACACACAUUUAAUCAUUUAGAGCAAGCAUGAUAGUCAUAUAAUUGCAUAUGGGGUCAAGAUGCGCGGGUUUUGUGUCAAAACAUGUGUUUCUGGCCAAACAAAGUAAAACAAGGUCAAAUGCCUGAAAAACACGAUCGACACUCCAAACACACAGUAAUUUUAUCCUGUCCGUGUUUUCUUUUCAGUCCUCAUAAGUGAAAAUGCGACCAUUUUGACCAAAAACGAGGUCGAAUUUGCAGCCCGUGUAAUUUACCCCCUUCCAAAGUUUUGGCCAUUUCUCGCUCAAUUUUUAACCAAAUUGAUUGAUUAUUUUUUCUAAUUAAACUAGAUUCACAGG